Nycticebus coucang (slow loris) is the source of this 624-nucleotide messenger RNA. RefSeq names its product chromosome 8 C3orf14 homolog (gene CEP15). The record is from RefSeq and is a predicted model, not a curated record. Bases 182 to 568 code for a protein of 128 amino acids. Lineage: Eukaryota; Metazoa; Chordata; Mammalia; Primates; Lorisidae. The transcript is spliced from 5 exons.
AUGGUUGGCCUUCCAGCUUGGGGCCUUCAAAGCAUUUCACUAGACCUCUGUCUGUGAUGGCCCACUCUCUUUAGCCAAAGUGAGCUUAUCAUGUAAAGCGUGCCAUCAAAAUGGGGUUUCCUAAACACAGAUGAUUGAGUGCUGAGCAGCUAGGAAAGCUUAUCCACAGCUUUGAUUAAAGAUGACUUCCUUGUUUGUUCAAGAAAUUCGCCUCUCUAAAAGACAUGAAGAAAUAGUAUCACAAAGAUUAAUGUUACUUCAACAAAUGAAAAAUAAAUUUGGAGAUCAAAACACGGAAAAGGCAUCUCAGCUGCAAGCCGCAAAGACUGCUUUUAAAAGGAACCUUAGUCUUUUAAAGGAUAUAGAAGCAGCAGAAAAGUCCCUAGAGAGCAGGAUUUACCCAACUCCACAGCCUGAGGUGGUUUCUCUUGAGACUCAUUACUGGGCAUCAGUAGAAGAUUAUAUUCCCAAAUGGGAACAGUUUCUUUUAGGAAGAGCACCACAUCCUCUUGGUGUCGAAAAUCAAAAUGAAGCAGAAAAUGCCAUUCAAAAUGAGGAACAGAGAUAACUUCGUCACAUGCGACUUCAAAACACUUGCUUAAUAAAGCUGAAUAUUAAAGACUA